This is a messenger RNA of Ixodes scapularis (black-legged tick), 5532 nucleotides long. RefSeq names its product protein brunelleschi (gene brun). The record is from RefSeq and is a predicted model, not a curated record. The coding region runs from base 548 to 4300 and encodes 1250 amino acids. The transcript is spliced from 25 exons. Gene Ontology annotation, cellular component: trans-Golgi network. NCBI's taxonomy places the organism in Eukaryota, Metazoa, Arthropoda, Arachnida, Ixodida, Ixodidae.
GUUAGUUACCGCUACGACCGCUGUGCGUUCCCAAGUCGAUCAUAUGGUGAACGUUUCCGUGCUGUUGUAAGGGCCGUUCUGAUUCUUUAUGUCACGGCAAUUUUCUCCAAGUAGCGGAAAACGACGAUGAAAGUGCGCGAUCCAAUCGACGAGCACUCGCAAAGCCCUAGCGCCGAACCGUGCGUGCACCAACGCGGCCUUCGGGGCCGCCGCCGACCACUGCGAUGAGUCAUCGCACCCCCCUACUCGACACAACCUCCCCGAGGAAGCUAGACUGCUCGCGUUGACGACUGUCCCAAAACAACGAGCAUCCCACUGCACGAUUGCACAAACGGUGAAAAAAGAAAAGAAGCGUCGAAAAGGUGGGACUCCACCAUGUCGGAGGACGCAAUCGUGGCCGUUGCCGUCGGUCAUGCAGUGGUCGCGAGUUCCAGCCGCCGUUGGACGUCGGACAAGGUCGCGAGGCGAUGAGGACGCGAUAGUGGACGCCUGACACCAGAGUGACGGUGUUUUAGGGGACGCGGAAGUACCCCACCACCCGUUCGCGAUGAGUUUUGUGGACUACGAGGCCCGCGUGGAAGACCACCAGUGUCUGUUGGUCCUCGUCAGGACGCUCGGGCCGGACACAAGCGGCCGGGUGUUUGGGCGUGCGUGGGAGCGCAUCUCGCGGCUGUGCCACACCCGGCUCAACGACCAGCAGCAGGGGAGCCGCACGGUCUGGCUGCGCUACGUCCGCUCAUACCCGGUGGAGGCCAGCGACUGGGGCGACUUCCAGGCUCACCGUAGGGUGCUCGGCCUGCUCACCAUCGGCCAGUGCAAGGACCAGGCGGGCUUGGAGGAGGUGUGCCGUCUGCACUCUGCCCUGCAGGAGCAGUACAAGACGGCCAUCGACUCUCGCUGCCUCGUGUUCGGCCUCGACUCGCUCGCAGACGGCACGGAGGAACCUCCCCCAAGUAACUCUGCGGAGGAAAGCUGUCCAGCAGACGAAGCAAGCCCCACAUCACCCAACGAGGAGACAGACCCGCUUGGUGUCGGACGCUGGUCCAAGGGCAGCCAGGAAGCCAAAGCAGCCGAGAUGAACGGCUGUGACGGCCAGCCCGGGGAGGCUCUGACCAAUCACAGAGAGGUUCGCGACAUGGUCGCAUCUGGCAGCAGCGGGUGUGACGAUGCGACGCCCUUGGCCAACGGCAGCAGCUCUCCGCCUCGACUUAACCGUGUCCAGAGGACCCCCUUCACGGGAAAGCUGCGGAGCACCCAGUGCAUUGUGUACCCCGACCUGGAGGGAGACAAGCUGGAGCGGGACAUCCAGGAGUUUGCGGCCUCCCUGGUCUGGGUGCUCGAGUCGAGGAGGCUGGACCGCUCCUUCGAGAAGCUGGAGCGCUUCCCCCUCCUCAAGGCCCCCUUCGAGAGCAAGGACUUCGUCGGCCUGGACACAGAGUCCCGGCCAUUUAAGAAGCGGUGCCAGGGGCGCAUGCGCAAGCACCUGGGAGAUCUGUCCCUGCAGUUGGGGCUCGCCCACGAGGCCCUGCUACUGUACAGCGAAGCCAUCGAGCUGCUCCGGGCGGUGCCGGAUUGGCUGUGGUUGGCGGCGGCUUACGAGGGCCAGGGAGCGGCCUCGCUGGCGCUGCAGUGGCCCCGCAGCCCCCAGGCGGUGCCCCUGCAACGCAACGCUUCAUUCCCCAAGGCCAGGCAGCCCAGGCCAGGGUCCCUGAGCCGCAGCCUACCCAACGGUACCGAGCCGUCUGAGUACAAGGCUGCCGGGCGGGCAGUGCUGAGCCUGGACGAGAUGACGGAGCGGCUCCGCGAGGCCACGGCCCACUACGCCAAGUACUCGCACGUCGUGGCAGUCCACACCGAGUGCAACAUGAAGGCAGCACGCUUCCUGGCUGCUCACGAGAGGUACAUGAGUGCUUCCGAGUUCCUCCAGAACGCUGUCUCCAUGAACCUGCCAUUGACAGAAUCGGAAAAGGUGGAGUGGUAUGCGUCCCUGGCCCGACUGUACUCGGAGGUGGGCUUCCAGCGCAAGGCUGCCUUUUACACCCGGGUGGCUGCAGUCAAGUGCAUGGCUGGGCCGGGUCCCAACCCCUCCCAGUGCUACCAGCUUCUGCUGAAGAGUCUGGACGGGUAUCGGCUAAACCUGGACCCUUCCCGACAGUCCAAGAACUGCAUGAACGGCUGGCCCAGGAUCCAGAUCCAGCUGCUCGAGGACCUGAUAGUAACGGCCAAGAAGAUGGGCAACCUCCAGGUUGCCGUCCGGCACACGAGCUACCUGCUGCACGCGAUGCUGGAGUACCUGAGCGUGGCGGAGCGCCAGGAGCUGUGCGCCCAGCUGGAGUCGCUCGCGUCCCAGUGCGAGCCGGUGCCGGGGGCGCUCGCCCUCGACUGCGGCACUGUCCUGCCCCCCGUGCACCUGCUGCAGCUGCCCUACGUCAGGUCGCUGGUGCCCCAGCGUGCGGCGGCCCACCUGCGCCCCCUGCGUCUGGGCCUGGCAGCGGAAGGCACCUCCUCGCCCUUCAUCUUCUCGCCCCUGCAGCCCCACCGGCGCUCGGGGCGCUCGGCUAAGCUGGACCUGCUCUGGGUCGAGGGAGAGGUGUGCGCCGUGGCCCUGCAGCUCUGCAACCCCAUGCCCUUCGAGCUCAGGGUCAGCCACAUGUCGCUGCUGGUGGAUGGCCUGCCCUUUGAGUGCUUCCCUUCGUCCCUGGAGCUGCCGCCAGAGUCAAGUCCGUACCCGGUGAAGCUGCUCGGAACGCCCCGGGGCACGGGGGACCUGCACAUACUCGGCUACGCGACGUGCGUGUUGGGGGUGCAGAGCAGCUGCCGGGUACGCGACCUGCCCCAGCUGCAGCGGUCGAGGGGGGGCGCCCCCCGGGACGGGGCCUUGGUCCUCACCGUGGUGCCUGCCCUGCCUCAGCUGGAGGUGGUGGCCCAGGGCUUGAGCCCCGCUGCCACCUUCUCCACCGUGGGGGACACCUCCCACGUGGUCAAGCAUUACGCCCUUGCCCUGUACGCGGGGGAGAGCCACGAGUGCCUGUUCACCCUGACCAACACGGGCAAAGAACCCAUUGAGAGCUUGGAGACCACGCUGCAGACCAAGCUGGACAAAGAGAGCGAACAGGCCAUGUUUGCAUGGGGCGCGGAAGAGCUGACGUCACAGCUGCCCAUCCCAGCCGGCGGCAGUGCCAGCUUCACGCUUCACGUCACGGGACGGGGACACUUCCUCGCGCCCACGGCCGGCAAGAACCACUUGGCCCCGGGAGUCCCCAACAGCCGGCAGGGGUCGGCAUCCCCCCUUGGCACGCCCAAGCGGAGGUCUGCUUCGAGUCGCUCCCAGCCACCCCCUUUGGAUCAUCACGACCCUUGUCCAACCAAGACGGUGGAGGCGGUGCUCCAGUUCCAGUACAGCGGGGGCCCCGGCCUGCGUGCCCGCUACUGCCGCCAGCACAGCGUGGCACUCACGGUGGAGGUGCAGCCCUCGCUGCUCAUCAGCCAGUGGGACGUCCUGCCUGCCCAAGUGGCAAGCGAGUGCUACCUGGUCCUGGACGUGUCGAAUGGCACGGAGCAAGAGAUGGAGCUGCUGUACCCGCACGAGCGGCGCAUGCUCAUGGAGGCCCACGACUCGUGCCGCAUCCCGGUCACGGUCCGACGCUGCUCUCCUCCAACCGCGGAAGAGCACGACCGGGGAGGCGGGGCCCCGCUGGGAGCCCUCGAGGCUGCCUGUCGCACCCACCUCCUGGAGGUCGUCGACCUGCGCUGGCACCUCCAUGGCAUUGAGAGGAGCGGAAAGGCCAGCAUUGCCGAGGUUCCCUGGACACCGCGGAUGCUGGAUGCCAUCCUGCUGUCCCCGCUGCAGUGGGAGAUCCGAGUGAACAACAAGCCUCACGAACUGGAACAGGAGUAUGUGUUUGACGUGGGAGAGCCCCUGGUGCUGAGCGUCUCCAUCCGCAACAUAUCUGAGCGUCCCCUGAAGCGGCUAUGGCUGUCGGCCGGCGGCUAUCAAGACCGGCAGAACGGGACGCUGAGCUACCGCCUCGACUCCAAGUGUGCCUUUGUCGGCUGCAACAAGGUCUUUGUUGAGGAGGUAGCGCCGGGGGACACAUACGUGCACGACUUCACGGUGGCCUUCUUCCUGUGCGGCACGUACCGGCUGGAGCUGGGCUGCCGCUCUCUCGACCUCGAGGGGCUGGGCUCGCUGAGCGCACUCGCUGCGGCCGCCCUCUCGGCCUCGGCCACCGAUGAGGACGCCAGCCACCUGUGGCGCUGCACCCUAGAGCUCAACGUCACCGCCCCGUCGUCCAGCUAGGCCCCGUCCCCUUCCACGACCGGCUGCCCGUCUUCCAGAAGCAACCGCAACGCGUGCCCGUUCCGCGUCGCGGUUUUGUGUCGCAGUUUCGGAGACGGGUGUGGAUCUGCCUCUCGAAUCCGGCGUCCGGUAUUUAUUAGCGUUGCCAAAAAAGGAAUGUUUCGUAUUUUUCGAAGGGUUUCGACGGUAAACGGGGACUCGUCGCAGAGGCCACCGCAUCUCUGGCCGCGUCGUCAUUGUCCAACACUGUCUUUCUUGCGGAGCCAAGUAGUCAUGCGGAGAAAGCGGCACUUGCCGAGUUGCAGGGCAGAAGGAAUAGAUGUCUUCUCUUAAAAGCGUGUACGAUUUCUUUUUGUACGGCGGGGACACCGCAUACUUAAUACUCAUCCCCAACUUUGAUUGCAUCCGAUCGGACUCGGAGUUAGCCUCGCGCGCUCCGUCCCUCGAGCACUUUUGUUUUCUACCACGUCGAACAAACCGGCGGACGUGUCGCGGAGCGCGUGUCGUAUAAAGGGCCGUGCGACGUCGAAGCUUGUUAUUUGGGUUACAUUUGUUUUUAGUCGCGUCGACGAGGCGGGUCCCGAUGUGGCUUCCUGGCACGCAGUUUGGAUUCGCGAGCGUGGCACCCGUUGGAAAACACGUCGAGUCCGAUUUGCGAGCGUCGCCGUCGGCUCCUCGCGUGCACGGAGAACUUCCGCGAGCUUACUCCUAGUCCCGAGUUGUGGCGAGCCCGCGUCGGUGCGCGAGAGAUACGGAGUUGUACAUAUAGGUAGACUAGAAGGAGAAGCCCGUCUCCCGGGUCUCGAUUUUAUAGGGUUUCGCAGUCAGUAUUAUUUUAUGCCGCGUCAUGCGUCCCCAGGUGGAAAUUCGCCCUCGAGUUCGCUUCGAAAGAUUCAGAGAAGCCGCCUGUGUAGCCUCGACAUUGUCUUCUUGCGUCACGGAGUCGUUGGGGCCAAGUUUGCUUUGCGCCCGUUUCUGAACAGAACAAAAAAAAAAAGCUUAGUUUUCCGUCUCGUCAACGUCCCUCGUGUCGUGACCGAACAUUCCCCAAUGUUUGCGAAUAAGGGUUCUUCGAAAGGAUGUCAUAUGCUCGUCGUCGGUUUCGUCUCAGAGAGAGGCAUGCCCCUUGUAACAUAGAUCUGUCUAUAGGUCUCCGGAAGUGUAAAAUAGGAUGUACAGUCAAAGUGUGAUAUAAUGCGUUCCGGCAAUAAAGACGUCAAGUUACCAGAACA